Molecule: messenger RNA, 990 nt
Organism: Aaosphaeria arxii CBS 175.79
Lineage: Eukaryota; Fungi; Ascomycota; Dothideomycetes; Pleosporales
Product: alpha/beta-hydrolase
Exons: 1
Coding region: 36-950 (304 amino acids)
Source: RefSeq, a predicted model, not a curated record
ACUUGAUCCGCUUAUAUUGCAAACCUUUUCCAAAUAUGUCCACGACAGUAACCAUUGAUCAAUUUGUCGAGUCUUAUGCCCAGCUAUUCAAGAAUGGCCAGCGGUCCCCUAUUCUCCGCCGACCAGAUGAAUACGGUAUGAAGUACGAGGACAUCUUCUUCCCAUCCCUCGACGGAACAGUUCUGCAGGGUUGGUUUAUCCCCGCCCCCAACGCAAAGAAACUCAUCAUCGCCAACCACCCUAUGACAUGCAACCGCUACGGAUAUCCUGGUCAUCUUGACGGCUAUACUGGCUUUGGUGGCUUUGAAGUCAACUUCCUGCCUGACUACAAGGCCCUUCACAAUGCUGGAUACAAUGUUCUCUGUUACGAUCUCCGCAACCACGGCAUCAGUGCUGCGGGUUCUGGCGGUGUCUGCGGCGCUCUAGGAUACUACGAGGCUCGCGAUGUUGUCGGUUCCGUCAAAUACGCGCUCUCCCGCCCUGAUACUAAAGAUAACAGCAUCGGACUGUUGAGCAGGUGUCUGGGUGGCAAUUCAACCAUCCACGCCAUGUCGCAAUACCCAGCCUACUUUAAAGACAUUAAGGCUAUGAUACUGCUGCAGGCCGUCUCGGGGCAUGCCUUUGUAGAGAAGGGCGCGCUCAAUUCUGGCCUUGAUAAGGAUGCCACCGUCUCCGCGUUUGAUAAGCGCAUCUACGAACUCACUGGCUUCCGGCUCAAGGAGCUCACGCCGAUCCCUUUGGCGCACAACGUUACCGUUCCGACAUUGUUCGCGCAGGUGCGGAAGGAUUCUUUAAUUGAUACCUCCGAUAGCUCGGAUAUCUUCAAUGCACUUGGGAGUAAGGAGAAGAAGAUGGUGUGGAUUGAGGACACUACCCGGCGGUUUGAUGGGUAUAAUUACUUCGCAGAACAUCCGACUGAGAUGCUUGAGUGGUUUGGCAAAUAUGUCUGAGAGGUCAAGGUCCCUAUAGUCUUAUGAAGCAAGAGUGAGG